Malania oleifera is the source of this 3496-nucleotide messenger RNA. RefSeq names its product probable ubiquitin-like-specific protease 2B. Lineage: Eukaryota; Viridiplantae; Streptophyta; Magnoliopsida; Santalales; Ximeniaceae. The record is from RefSeq and is a predicted model, not a curated record. Bases 276 to 3128 code for a protein of 950 amino acids. The transcript is spliced from 16 exons. Gene Ontology annotation, biological process: proteolysis. Gene Ontology annotation, molecular function: cysteine-type peptidase activity.
AGAGAAAGUCCUCAGCUAAAGGAACCGCAGAGGCGGAAUCACGCUCUCAACACGCGCGUUUUCUUCUCACUUCUUGGACAGUGGUUCUGUCCAAACUGGAUUUUCGUGCACAAUUAGGGCAUGCUCCAAUCCAUUCUCCCCAAAUCCUCCGCCCCCGAUCGAUUUUGACCGGAAGUGUCCGAUUGCCUUCCUAUCCGAUCUGUGAAACACUAAUUCUCGCAUCGGAAUCCCUCCGCAUUGUUCACUUACUGAUGGUCUAGAGCUCUCCUGGCGCCAUGACGAAGAGUUCCGCCUGUAAGGGCCUGGACGUGUUUGAUUUCAACGAAGAAGACGAGCUUCCUGAAAUCGCGUCUCGAAGGGUUUUGGGAAAAUUCAAAAACCCUAGUGCUGAGAGUUCGCCUCUAAUGAAGUACAAGCUCCUUGAGUUCGCUGCCCAUGGAUCCAAUGGUCCGGCAAAGGAAGAUGGCGAUGGACUUUGUACCCCUUGUGUUGAUGUUGAUGCAAUUGACAACGCCGUUUCAUGCUCUCCCCUGAGCGCAGCGGGAGAAGACGCUGAUACCAAAGUAACGUUUGGGUUCGGGGCUGUUCUGCAAUCUAGCUGUAGAAAUCAUGAACACUCCCAUUGCACAAUUGAUAAUCACGAACGUGAAAGUAUUUUUUCUGGAUUAGAAAGAAAAGCUUCUAGUCCUGGAGCGCCUGUAGCUGGAAGCAGUCAAUUGGACUGCCUCCUUCCGGAGUCCCCGUGCAGUAAUGAGCCAGAGCCAGUUGACACGUCCACUAACACUGAUGGAAGCAUGAAAGAGAGUUCUCCAUCAACCCCUGCAUCUGAUAUUGCAGAGGAUAGUGUUUCUUCAGAUGGACAUGCACUGGAUGAACGCUUUGGGGCUUGGGGAGAGGAUGACAAUAUGGCUGUUGUUGUUUGUCCUGAUUAUAUUGUGUAUCGGGAUAGAUAUUGUACGGCUUCACUAUUGUCCUUUUCCAGCAGUUGCAUCAAAAUAAAAGGUUCAAUUGCACAUGGAACACAAGGAAUUAAUGACUGUCAAUGGGAUAUUCAUGAUGUUGUUGGUAUCGAGUCUCAAUGGUUUGGAAGGGUUGAAACAGCUAUAGUGAAGCUCCAUGUGAUAUCGAAGGAUGUGGCACAGGAUGAUAAUGCAGAUGGUACUUCAGGCAUUGAGGAGUUGAAGUUUGCAGUUGUCGACCCCAACUGGUCUGGGAAGCAGGAAGCAAUCAUUUCUUUGGAUUUGAGAUACAAGGCUGUUUGGAAUGUUGUGCUCGAUGCUGAUGGCGUUGGCAAUGAAGAUGCUGUACUUGGACAGAAAAACGUUUUCUGUCCAAAACGCUAUUUUCCUAUUUUUGAUAAGCCUUUUGAAGAUGUUGUUUAUCCAAAAGGGGAUUCUGAUGCUGUUUCCAUAAGUAAGAGAGAUAUUAAUCUGUUACAACCAGAUACAUUCAUCAAUGACACUAUCAUUGACUUCUAUAUUAAAUAUUUGAAGAAUAAAAUUCCACCUGAGGAAAAGCAUAGGUUCCACUUCUUUAAUAGCUUUUUCUUUCGGAAGCUGGCCGAUCUGGACAAAGAUCCAUCUAGUGCUUCAGAUGGCAGGGCUGCUUUUCUGCGUGUUCGCAAGUGGACAAGGAAAGUGAAUUUAUUUGGGAAGGACUUCAUCUUCAUUCCUGUAAAUUUCAAUCUCCAUUGGAGUUUAAUUGUAAUAUGUCAUCCUGGAGAAGUGACUAAUUUUAAAGAUGAGGACAUAUUCAGGUCUCUCAAAGUACCAUGUAUUUUGCACAUGGAUUCUAUCAAAGGAAGUCAUAUGAGCGUUAAAAAUAUUAUUCAAAGUUACCUGUGGGAAGAGUGGAAGGAGAGGCAAAAGGAUACGUCUGAAGAUAUAUCUUCGAAGUUCUUGAAUUUGCGUUUUGUCUCUCUUGAGCUCCCGCAGCAGGAAAAUUCAUUUGAUUGUGGUCUCUUUUUGCUCCAUUAUGCGGAACGUUUUUUGGAUGAAGCUCCUGCUAGUUUCAGCCCAUUCAAACUAACAAAAUUCUCAAGCUUUCUCAAUGUAAAUUGGUUUCCACCUUCCGAGGCUUCUCUCAAGCGUGUUCUUAUCCAGAGACUGAUCUAUGAUAUCCUUGAAAAUCGUUCUCAGGAAACCUCUCCUCGUGGCUGCAGUAAUGAGCAGUGGUUGAAAUUUCAAGAAAAUAAAAUUGAGAAUGGAGCUGGUGUGGAGUUUGUUGAGGAGAGAUUUAGUCCUGCAAAAGCUUGUCAUGGAAAUUUGUCCAGCUCACAAACAGGCCAAGGAAUUGAAAUUACUCUAUUAGCAACAUCUUCAGUGAGGAAUUCUCAGUGUGUUGGUGACUCAGGCUUGGUUUUGAGGGAGUUUUUUGAGCCAGGGGCUGCUGCAGGGUCAUUCCUUGAUGGACGGUAUCAAUCUUUUGAACCAACAGCAUCUUUUCAUCGGCUUAAUGAUGCUAUGGCACCAGUUAUGGAAGAGACAGCAGCUGGUGAGCAACUACUUUAUCCACCAGUGGGCGAAACUGGUUAUCAAAGAUUGGGUGGAAUUCCUCAUGAUGAUUGUUCCCUUGCAUAUUCAUGCGGAGAUUUUAGAGGAGAGCCUUUGUGGAACCCUGGAAUCUCUAUGCAGCUCCCUGAGCAUGAGCAUGAGCAUGAGCUUGCUGCCUCAUCCCCAGAGACAUUAAGUUGUUCCUCCGAGGAUUCGUUAGAAAUGGGGUUCAAUAAAAUUAGCCCCACUGGGGGAGAUAAAGGCCUGAACCAUAAAGGAGAAGAUCGAUCUACAUCUCCCUCCACGGAAAAUAUUGUUUGCUCCACACAGCAUAUUGCAUCUGGAUCUAGUGGAAUAGAGGAGAUUGCUGUCAAAGACACUCAAGACCAUGACAAAUUGCCAGCUUGCGAUGAGAAUGGGGAGUCUCGCUCUUGCCGAACAACAAUUAUGUCAUUCACUAUCAAGGACUCUGAUAUGGAAGAAAACCAGGAUGGUGCAUGUGAUGAGGCGCAAUUGGUUGGUGAUGAUACGUUGUCAGAAUCAGAGCAGCGAGCUGCAAAAAAGUUGCGGCUUACACCCCCGUCCGAGGAGGAAGGCAGACACACGGGAACCCUCCUAAAAGAUCUGCACUUGUGAAUUUGGAAUGGCUAGAACAUCCAUUUGCCAUGCUCUGUGAAUAGUGUUAUGCCCGUAUACUGACGCUGUAUGAAUGGACUCUAAUGGGAAGCUAUGUGCAUAUAUCAUGUUCUCAAAAUUUUGAAGUGAGCAGUGACAGUUUAGGGUUUUAGAAGUCACAGAAAUCUUGUAAUUCUCUUAAAUAGGUUUGGUGAUUUAAAGAUCCUUUGACCCGCAAGCCUCUGUUCAAUUCACCUGAAAAUCAAUGAGUUGGGGCUGGGAUCUAUGUUUAAUGGGUCAAAUGGGUUGGCCAUUAACAAACAAUUUCAGUAGAAAAAUGCUCUAUUAUCUUUGUGAAAUACAAUGAUUAAUGUUUUGAUUUGUGUUUA